Molecule: messenger RNA, 2874 nt
Organism: Xylona heveae TC161
Lineage: Eukaryota; Fungi; Ascomycota; Xylonomycetes; Xylonales; Xylonaceae
Exons: 3
Coding region: 1-2874 (957 amino acids)
Biological process (GO): transmembrane transport
Cellular component (GO): membrane
Molecular function (GO): ATP binding; ABC-type transporter activity; ATP hydrolysis activity
Source: RefSeq, a predicted model, not a curated record
AUGGCUCAAACGAGCUUGACUUCUGUCGCAGCCAAGGCCCCCUGGGUCUCAAAUCAUGUUGCACGCGAGAUCCUGGUCCGGAUUCACUUCGCCUAUCCGGUAGCUCUCUUGUUCAUCUUUCUCAUUGCAUUUAUCCUCCGCAGUGUGCUUGCUGCGAAAGUACAGCCUGAGCAGACUCCAUCCACGGUUCUUAAAGGUCCGGGUGGAAAGCCUCUGCCGGUAAAGACCAAACGUUCUCCCAAGCAAAGCCUUGGAAAAGAUGCUGUCAAUCUCAGCCCAGCUCGAAAGGCUGCCUUUGACUGGCUCUCUGUUGGCGUCAUCCUGACCUUCUUUGCUAACGCUGUUGACGUUGUUGCUCAUGCAAUAUUCAAGCGGAACGAGGGCUGGUGGUGCGGCCAGUCUGUGGUGGUAUACGUUGUCGCCUCGUUCUUCGUCUACUCGCUCAUUCUAAUCUCUCUCAUUGAUGCGAAACCGGCACCAACUGCCACUCAUGCGGUCACCUGGAGCGUGGGCUGGCUAUUUGAGAUUGUCCUUUUGGGAGCAUCCCUUGCGCUGUACAAUUCAGACCAUAGAGAGCCCAAGGUUCGUGGUGAGGGACAAGGCAAGUUACGGCGGCAUAUGACCGGAUGGGAGAUUGCAGAAAUUGCCAUCGACCUCGUCAGAAUCGUGCUCCUGUCUGUUCUCAUCGCUCUUUACGUUUCCUUCAUACUGGUCGAAACCUCAAAGCGACGCAAAGCAGCUGCGGCGGACCGAGACACGGAAGAAACCACUGGGCUUUUGAAUGGACAACAAACAGGUAAUGGUGUUGCAAAUGGGCGAUCGGCUGCUGAUUAUGGUGCGAUCCCUGCGCAAAAGCAACCAGAGGCGGAGCCAGAGGCGGAGCCCGAUGGCUGGAGCCGACCGACCACAGCUCCGGCCAAGAGUUGGUGGGAAUACAUUAGAGGCUAUUCCGUGUUUUUUCCUUACCUCUGGCCGGCUGGCAGUCGCAGACUACAGUUCGUUGUAGUCAUGUGCUUCUUGAUGGUUGUCCUGCAGCGAGUUCUGAACGUUCUGAUCCCAAAUCAAGUUGGUAUCAUCACCGACAUUCUUUCUGGCGAGGACCGUAAAGGUCGCACGUCUCCCUGGGGCCCAAUUUGUGUCUACAUCGUUUUUCGUGUACUGGGGGGCGGCAGUGGUCUCCUUGGCGCCAUACGCUCAACCCUUUGGAUACCCAUUUCGCAGUACUCCUACCAGGCACUUUCUACUGCCGCUUUUGAACAUGUACACGGUCUUAGCUUAGACUUUCACCUUGCCAAGAGAACGGGCGAAGUGUUAUCGGCCCUGAGCAAGGGAAACUCCAUCAACACCUUCCUUGAACAAGUCACAUUCCAAGUCCUUCCGAUGUUGGUAGACCUCGGGGUUGCCAUAGCUUAUUUCCUCGUUGCCUUUGAUGCUUAUUACGCACUGGUUGUGUCAAUCAUCACAUUUGCAUAUCUCUACGUUACUAUUCGCAUGGCACAGUGGAGAGCGCAGAUUCGACGUCAGAUGGUCAACGCCGGCCGUGAGGAGGAUGCUGUCAAGAAUGACUCUAUGGUGUCUUACGAGACAGUCAAGUAUUUUAAUGCCGAGCAGUACGAGUUCACUCGGUACCGGGGUGCCGUUCAAGCGUACCAGCGCGCCGAGUACAAAGUCUUGCUGUCUCUGAACAUAAUGAAUGUUACACAGAAUGUCGUCUUCACUCUUGGUCUCCUCAUAACAUGCUUUAUUGCUGCCUACCAGGUCACCACCGGGCAACGCAAAGUCGGCCGAUUCGUUACUCUCCUCACAUACAUGGCUCAGCUCCAAGGGCCUCUGAACUUCUUUGGAACAUUCUAUCGAUCCAUUCAGUCAGCCAUGAUCAACUCUGAGCGCAUGCUUGAACUAUUCAGAGAGCAGCCAACAGUUGUUGAUGAGCCUCAUGCCCAGCCAUUGACGUCCUGUGAAGGUGACAUUCGUUUUGAAGAUGUGGAAUUCGCGUAUGACAAGCGUAAGGCAGCACUUACUGGUCUCAACAUUCGAUGUGCUCCAGGAACUUCGACUGCUCUUGUGGGCGAAUCUGGCGGUGGAAAAUCUACCGUCUUCCGUUUGCUCUUCCGGUUCUACAAUGCUCGAGCUGGAUCCAUUAAGGUCGACGGCCACGAUGUCACCGAUGUCACCAUUGAUUCUCUUCGCCGACACAUUGGAGUCGUCCCACAAGACACUGUACUAUUCAACGAGACCCUGAUGUACAAUCUCAAGUACGCGAAUCCCGGUGUGUCAGACGAAGUGGUACACGAGGCUUGCCGAGCCGCAUCGAUCCACGACAGGAUCAUGACUUUCCCUGAUGGUUACAAUUCUAUAGUCGGUGAGCGUGGUUUACGUCUUUCUGGAGGCGAAAAGCAGCGUGUCGCGAUUGCCCGAACCAUCCUCAAGGACCCUCGGAUCAUCCUCCUCGACGAAGCCACAGCUGCUCUGGAUACUGAAACAGAACAGAACAUUCAGACUGCUCUCGCUUCCCUUGCCAAAGGGCGUACCCUGCUUGUCAUCGCCCACCGUCUCAGCACAAUCACCUCUGCCGACCAGAUUGUUGUCCUCCACGCUGGAAAGGUCGUCGAGUGCGGAACUCAUGAAGAGCUUCUCGCCAAAAAGGGCCGUUACGCAAGCAUGUGGCGCAAGCAGAUCCGCGCUCAGAGAGCCGCAGAAGAAGCUCGAGUCCUUAAAGAUCGAGCUGAGAAGCUAAAGGAGGAAGCUGCUGGUGGUGGUAUUGACAGCGCGUCCCAGAGCGAAGAUGAACGUCAAGCUUUCUCUGGGAAAAGAGGCACUGGAGGAGCUCCUUCUGGUGAUUCAGGUGAUUCAAAGCCGCCUGGACACCCGUAA